AAGGGCGGACUCUUCCAAUUCUCCCGCCACGCGAUUAACCGGAUAGCCCGUUGCUUUCGCCGGAACGUUUCGGAUGAUAAAUACGGUAUUUAUCCGAGCGAUAAUCGAAGUAAAAUUGCCUGUUGAGUUUCACGCACGGGAGAAAGAGCGAGAGAUCGCGUUAAUUAUUAAUCAGCUCAGAUGUUUGUCGAUCGAAUAUUUGCGAGUGUCUCGCUGUUUGCAGUCGUUAUCGCGUCCCACGUUCCACGUUGACGGGACUGAGAGAAUUAUGUGCGUAACGAGGAGGCUGUUCGCUCGUCGGUAAAAGCAAGAAUAUAUCGCUAAGGACAGGAUCCAACGACGACGUUCCUCGGAUUCCUUAAGAUCGUCGAUUUGUGCCAUGAGACGCCGUUCCUCGGCCCUGAGGAAGGAGAGCAGCGUUCAUUUCGUACUUCCGUGUUGACAAAUUUCUCUUCGAACAAGAUAACCUCGCAAAGGACGGAUUUUGCCGCAGCUUUCUAUCCCAUAUCCUCAAGUAAGAUGUCAUUGAUCGAAGGAGUGGGCGAUGAAGUCACAGAUUUCUUCAUUGUCAUGACCAUAUUGUUGGUGGGAUGGCUUGCUUGGUGUUCAACAAGUAUAGCGGAUCAGCCACUGAUACGUACAGUACUUAUCCUACGGGACCGAGCGCCUACACGUAUCACUUCAAUAAGAGCUAAUCAUCAGAGCACAAGUAAUCUUAGUGUCCAAGAUGUUAGUCGACCUCACAGGUCAGAAACAGCAGAAGAAGAAGCACUAGAAACAACUUCGAAUAGUGGCGAUAGUAUACAGGCAAACUGUCCAACUGCAGCUGUCGUAGAUACGAGCGAAUUGUCUCAAGAUGUAUCGAGACCAACGGAAUCUACGACGGCGGAAGAAGUACUUAUUGAAGCCAUGGAUUCGUUCAGCAAUGCUGAUCGAUCACUGUUACAAAGAACAGUCAAGGCAGAUAAUUCUGACUCGGCAUUGGACCAAACUACUAGUAAUUCAUCAGAAUGUAUGUCAGAAGGAUCAACCUUAAGUGAUAGCAGCAAUGAUAUCACUAUAAAACUGAAGUUUAUAAAUGACGAUCAAAAAAUAGUUACGGGGAGUCUUAAAGAAAUGCUGGGCGAUUUUAAAAGGAGGCAUUUUCAAAUAGAAUUGGAAGCACGUAAAGCGGUACGAUUAGUAUUCAACGGACGCGUACUGCAACCUGACACUCAGACUCUCGAGCAGUGCGGCUUGUUCAACGAUUGCGUGGUUCAUUGUUGGGUGCAUCAACCGCGACCAGCUACCGUACCGUCGUCUACGUUAGAUAAUUCAUCGUCUAUUUAUUUCAAUUCCCAGCCGUUCUCGGAUCUGCCCACCGAUGCGGGGAUAAGUUCGGUACACAACGAGUGGGACUUGAGCCGGCUCCUUGUAAGCCUUCUAACGAUCAUCCUAGGUCUCGCGUGGUAUUCGCGGUAUCAUUACGCUCAACUUUUCACCGCGACAACCACGCUCGCGCUCUACGCGCUUACCGCAAUCUUCACGGUAUCUCUCUUUAGUAAUUUCUUUUCUGAUCAAGAUAACAUUCGGAACGUGGAAUGAUAUGAUGACGAUGAUGACGACGACUAUUACGAUCCCUUCUAAUACGAUUAUUUCUAAGUUGUAAUUUUAAUAAAAAAAGCACCUUAAAUACAAAUCGAUAUAAUAUACAUUGUAACGCGUACCACGUAUACUAUGAAUUUAAUGGAAUCAAUCAAACGGUAAUCUUCGUCGUCGAGGUGCUUUUAACGUAACAUUCUCGAGAUCAAGUUUAUCGUUGAUGAUAACGAGCUCACUAUAGUUUUGUGAUUUCCAUCUUUCUUGGUGUUACUCUCGAAGAUGUAAAACACUGAUUGCGAUAUUUCUAUUGAUCUACGUUUCUCUGUUGAAUUAUAAUUAAAUUCGUUAUAUACAAGAGGUGCGUUAAGUUGUGUCGCAUAAAUUCUAGUGUAGCGUUUCUUGCAGAAGAUUUCAAAAGAAAUUUUCUUUAUGAUGCAUGAUAGUAGAUGACGUAUCUGUCACUUAACAUAUAUUAAAAAUUAUAAUAUAUACGUUAUAGAUUAUAUGUCUAU
This is a messenger RNA of Mycetomoellerius zeteki, 2093 nucleotides long. RefSeq names its product transmembrane and ubiquitin-like domain-containing protein 2. The record is from RefSeq and is a predicted model, not a curated record. The coding region runs from base 520 to 1584 and encodes 354 amino acids. The transcript is spliced from 5 exons. Gene Ontology annotation, biological process: ERAD pathway. NCBI's taxonomy places the organism in Eukaryota, Metazoa, Arthropoda, Insecta, Hymenoptera, Formicidae. Gene Ontology annotation, molecular function: protein binding.